Messenger RNA from Mus caroli (Ryukyu mouse), 6411 nucleotides. NCBI's taxonomy places the organism in Eukaryota, Metazoa, Chordata, Mammalia, Rodentia, Muridae. The record is from RefSeq and is a predicted model, not a curated record.
GAAAAGCCAAGGCUGGUGCCUAUGAAUUUGGGAUUCAAUUGGAAGAAUCGCUCACUAGGGGGAAAUGGAUUCUGUACCAAGACUGACCAGCGUUUUGACUUUGGUGCUGUCUGGCUUGUGGCACAUUGGAUUAACAGCAACAAAUUACAAUUGUGAUGACCCAUUGGCCUCUUUCCUCUCACGGAAGGCUUUCUCCAGUUCCUCAGAUCUCACUGGAAGUUCCAGCUCAGCUCAAUUGAAUGGGAGAAUGGGAACUGGUGGUUGGUCUCCAGCAGAUUCCAGUGCCCAUCAGUGGCUGCAAUUGGACUUGGGAAACAGAGUAGAGAUUACAGCAGUGGCCACACAGGGAAGAUAUGGGAGCUCUGACUGGGUAACAAGCUAUUGCCUGGUAUUCAGCGACACAGGGCACAACUGGCAACAGUACAAGCAAGAAGACAGCAUCUGGAAGUUUACAGGAAACAUGAAUGCUAACAGUGUAGUUCACCACAAGCUGCUGCACUCUGUGAGAGCCCGCUUUGUUCGCUUUGUGCCCUUGGAAUGGAAUCCAAAUGGAAAGAUUGGCAUGAGAGUGGAGGUCUAUGGAUGCUCCUACAAAUCGGAUGUUGCUGACUUUGAUGGUCGGAGCUCACUUUUGUACAGGUUUAAUCAGAAGACAAUGAGUACCCUUAAAGAUGUGAUCUCCCUGAAAUUCAAGAGCAUGCAAGGAGAUGGGGUUCUGUUCCAUGGGGAAGGGCAACGUGGAGACCACAUCACCCUAGAGCUCCAGAAUGGAAGACUAGCCCUAUACCUGAACUUGGAUGAUAGCAAAGCCCGGCUCAGCAGCAUUAUACCCUCAGCCAUUCUGGGUACCCUUCUGGAUGACCAGCACUGGCACUCAGUUCUCCUGGAACGUGUGGGAAAGCAAGCAAACUUCACUGUGGACAGGAACACACAGCACUUUCGGACCAAUGGUGACACUGAUGCCCUCGACAUCGACUAUGAGCUCAGUUUUGGAGGAAUUCCAGUACCAAGUAAACCUGGGACCUUUUUAAAGAAAAACUUCCAAGGCUGUAUUGAAAACCUUUACUACAAUGGAGUGAACAUAAUUGACUUGGCUAAAAGACGCAAGCAUCAGAUCUACUCCGUGGGCAAUGUCACCUUUUCCUGCUCAGAACCACAAGUUAUACCCAUCACAUUUGUCAACUCCAGAAGCAGUUAUUUGCUGCUACCUGGCACCCCCCAAAUUGAUGGUCUGUCAGUGAGUUUCCAGUUUCGAACAUGGAAUGAGGAUGGUCUGCUUCUGUCCACAGAGCUGUCUGAAGGCUCAGGAACCCUGCUGAUCAGUCUGGAGGGAGGGACUCUGAGGCUCCUGAUUAAGAACAUGGCAGGACAUGGAACUGAAAGCCUCACAGGCAGAAGCUUGAAUGAUGGCCAGUGGCAUUCUGUCAACAUCAAUGCAAGGAGAAAUCGUGUUACUCUCACACUGGAUAAUGAUCCUGCUUCUACAGCUCUGGAAACCCCCUGGCUACAGAUAUAUUCUGGAUAUAGUUACUACUUUGGAGGGUGCCCUGACAAUCUCACCGAUUCCCAAUGCUUAAACCCCAUUAAGGCUUUCCAAGGCUGCAUGAGGCUCAUCUUUAUUGAUAACCAGCCCAAGGACCUCAUUUCAGUUCAGCAAGGUUCCCUGGGGAAUUUUAGUGAUUUACACAUUGAUCUGUGUAGCAUCAAAGACAGGUGUUUCCCCAACUACUGUGAACAUGGAGGACACUGUACUCAAACCUGGACAAACUUCUACUGCAACUGCAGUAAUACUGGGUACACAGGAGCCACCUGUCACGAUUCCAUCUAUGAGCAAUCCUGUGAGGUAUACAGACACAGAGGGAACACAGCUGGGUUCUUCUAUGUUGACUCUGAUGGGAGCGGGCCACUGAGACCACUUCAGGUGUACUGCAAUGUUACUGAGGACAAGAUCUGGAUGACAGUUCAACACAACAACACAGAGUUGGCUUGGGUACAGAGUUCCAACACUGAGAAACCCUAUGCCAUGAACUUAAAUUAUGGUGGGAGUAUGGAGCAGUUGGAGGCUCUGAUUGAUGGCUCAGAGCACUGUGAACAGGAGGUAACAUACUACUGUAGGAGAUCGCGCCUGCUUAACACACCAGAUGGAGCACCAUUUGCCUGGUGGAUUGGGAGGUCCAAUGAAAGGCACCCUUACUGGGGAGGUUAUUUUCCUGGAGUCCAGCAGUGUGGAUGUGGCCUAGAGGAGAGCUGCCUGGAGAUGUCAAACGAUACUGGUUUUCUUUCCUUCAAAGAUCACUUGCCUGUAACUCAGAUAAUUAUCAGUGAUACCAACAGAUCAAACUCAGAAGCAGCUUGGAGAAUUGGCCCCUUGCGUUGCUAUGGUGACCGACACUUCUGGAAUGCUGUCUCAUUUUCUACUGAAGCUGCUUACCUCCAUAUUCCUACCUUCCAUGCAGAAUUCAGCGCUGAUAUUUCCUUCUUUUUUAAAACCACUGCUUUAUCUGGCGUUUUCCUAGAAAACCUUGGCGUUAAAAACUUCCUCCGACUUGAAAUGAGCUCUCCUUCUGAGGUCAUAUUCGCCAUUGAUGUUGGGAACGGUCCUAUGGAGCUCCUUGUCCAGUCUCCUUAUCCUCUGAAUGACAACCAAUGGCAUUACAUCCAGGCUGAGAGAAACAUCAAGGAGACCUCAUUACAUGUAGACAACCUUCCAAAGAGUAUGAGGGUGGCCUCAGAGGAAGGCCACUUUCUACUUCAUCUGAAUAGCCAGUUGUUUGUAGGGGGAACAUCAUCAAGACAGAAAGGCUUUCUUGGAUGCAUCCGUUCAUUACAUUUGAAUGGGCAGAAAGUAGACCUGGAAGAGAGGGCAAAGAUCACAUCUGGAGUCAGACCUGGCUGUGCAGGUCACUGCAACAGCUAUGGAAGGAACUGCCAAAAUGGGGGCAAGUGUGUGGAGAAGCAUAUUGGCUACACCUGUGACUGUACUAACUCACCAUAUGAAGGACCUUUCUGCAAGAAAGAGAUUUCAGCACUUUUUUAUUCUGGAACCUCUGUUGCAUACAUGUUUCAAGAACCAUACCCGGUGACCAAGAACACAAGCCUCUCAUCAUCAGCUAUCUACAAAGAUACAGCUCCAUCCAAGGAAACCAUCACACUGAGUUUCAUGACAGCACAAGCUCCUGCCCUCUUGCUCUACCUCAAUUUCUCUUCUCAGAAUUUUCUGGCUAUUCUGCUCUCCAGGAAUGGAAGUUUACAGAUUCAAUAUCGACUAAGCAAGGAAGAAAGUCAUGUGUUCACCAUCAGCACAGAGAAUCUUGCCAAUAGAAGAGUACACCAGGUGAAGAUGAGCCGAGAUGGGCCAGAACUUUCCAUUCAGAUGGACCAGCAACUCUUCAGCUAUAACUUCUCCCCAGAAGUGGAGUUCCAGACAGUGAGGUCACUUGUCCUAGGCAAAGUCACAGAGACUCUUGGGUUGGAUCCAGAAGUUUUUAAAGCAAAUACACUGGGUUUUGUUGGAUGCCUUUCUUCAGUCCAAUAUAACCAUAUAGCACCAUUGAAGGCAGCCCUCCGCCAUGCCAGCAUUUCACCUGUGACUGUUCAAGGGACUUUGACAGAGUCCAGCUGUGACUCCAUGAUAGACUCUGAUGUGACUGGAGUGACUACUGUUUAUUCUCCAUCAGUUCCCUUUGGAAAGACAGAUGAGCAUGAACCACUCACAAAUGCAAUCCAGAGUGACUCAGCAUUCAUUGGAGGUGUCAUAGCAAUUGUGACAUUUAUCACUUUUUGUGUCCUUGGAAUCAUGGCCCACUUCCUCUAUCAGCAAAAGCAGUCACACCGUACCAAUCAGAUGAAGGAGAAGGAAUACCCAGGCAACUUGGACAGUUCCUUUAGAAAUGACAUUGACUUGCAAAACACAGCCAUCGAGUGCAAACUGGAAUACUUCAUCUGAACUGUUGUGUGGUCAUCUGGUCCUCUUUUAUGCAGAGGCAAAUUUCUGUAGAAGAAAAUAAAUCAUGUCUUGGACAGAGAAAGAGAAAAAGGUACCUGUAUCACACAAUUUCUGUAGCUGGGUUCCACCUGGUAGUUCUGGCUGGUCUAGUGUUCUAUUAUAAAUCAGCCUGACCUCAAAACUCAGAGAGAAAUAUCUGACUCUGGCAAGGUGUAGACCAUCAUCUCUCCUUAUAUAAGAUGCAUUUGAAAAAUGUUAAUUUUUUUAUAUUAUUGAUAAAGCAUUUCAAAUGUAUGCCUCUAUAUGUGGCAGACACAUGUAGAGACUGCAAGCAGAAAAGAGCAGUCUACUUCUGUUCCCUUCUGUUACCACUUCUUUGGUGGAUAAUCCCUUAUGCCACAGCUCUUUUAGAUCUCCCUUACAUUGUUUGAUAGCCUGGUAUUUUUAAUUCUCCCCACUGUGCUGCAAAGAACCAUUAGACGAUAGUUAGAACAAUCUCUGAGACCUAUCAUUAUUUGUCUAUUGAAUUAAUAAUUUAUUGAUGUGCUUCUCAUCUAAGCAACUUCAUACUAAUAUAUGAUCUACAUGGCUUUUUCCAGCCUUGGGUUUCAUACAUGUUCUCUCACCAUAUCAUCUGAAUUAGAAGACUUACACUGGGAGUGUGCAUUUAUAACAUCCACAUUGUAUCCGUGGACAUGGGCACAAAUCUGUGGAACUAUUGUUUAGUUUGUCUACCAACUGCUUCACUUCUCUGGAAUUCUCUAGUGCUACAAUCCAUCAAUGCUAUUACAACUGCAGUCUGACAAGAGACUCAUGGGCAACUAUAUUGUUUUUCUACUUAUUAUUCUGGAAAUAAUUGCUUAUGUAUUCUUGGUCCUCAACUGUCCUCCAGACCAUGUUUCAGUUAAAUAAAUAAACAUACAAGGUUAUACCUGUAUAUGGCAAAGAAGGAUAAUGGAAGAGGGAUACAGGCAAAUGAAAACAUGCUUCAGUUUUUGAAGGAUGAUUGAGUUAUCUUUAAUUUUCUUCACAGAGAUUGUAAAUGUGUUGUUUAAAAGACUCAGCUUAUCUGAAUCACUUCUAUACACUUUGGAACUUUCUUGGGACUUUCUUAACAUCUCCUUGGCUUUACCCUGAGUCUUCCUCACAUCAUUUGUUUUGAAUAUGUAUUUUUGUUCUUUCUUAUGUUUGUGUUCACAAAUUCUAAAUAGUUUAUCCACCUGAUGGGAGAGAGUAUGCAACACGUACACACACACACACACACAGAGAGAGAGAGAGAGAGAGAGAGAGAGAGAGAACCUUAGCAGGGCUUUUCCUCAGAUAUUAUUUAGAAAACUAAGUCUACUUAGACAGCCAUCAUGAAACUCUAUGAAGAGUCUUCAAAUGAUUUUCCUCAGUAGACAAAAUUUGUGUCAAAUAGCAGAUUAAAAUUAGGAGGCUAGUCACAAAAUAUUACAAAGCUGAUAUGUACUAGUCAUAGUUUCAUUAGCAUUAUACUGUGUCAUACUUCAGAUCCCAGUAGUAAAUCUCAGAGGACAUGGAAAAGACACUGGAUACAUAGAACAGGCUACUAUUGCCUUCUUGAAUUCCUUCCUCAGAUGUAUAUUUUCAUUGUAAUUUCAUAGAAUGAAAUGAAUGGGGCUCUGUCUAGAUUUACUUUUACAUUAUACUCAGCCAUGUCCCAAAGACAUAUAUGAAGUACGAACUUAAUCUCUUCUCUUUGAACAGAGUAUCAGUAAGUACAAUCUUGCCCUGCCUUAAAUAACAUUGCAAAAAUAAAUAAAUAAAUAAAUAAAUAAAUAAAUAAAUAAAUAAAUAAAAAGCAAAUGACCAUACCUGGCCCAAAAUAGUUUGCUUGAAUCAUAAGAAGGACUUUGUAUUUGGUGAAGAUCAAUGCCUGUAAUUUUAUCUUCAACUUGGGAAUAAAUAGGCUUCUCAAUAGCCUGUGUUCAUUUUAAUAGACACUUCCAACUGCCAGAGAACCUAUGGCAGGAAAGUAGAAUAUAAGGACAUGGUGAUACAGGACACAUUCUAAUUAUACCAUAUAAAGUAGGCAACACUUCAUAUUUGGCUCAUGAAAUUUCCAAAUUCCAAAGACAUAGACUGUCCAUGGUCAUUUGAAAUGAGAAACUAGAGUCUUCCUGACAUGGUCAGGACUUUCUUUGGAAGAAUAAGAGAUCAGGGAGAUCACUUUCAGAAGGUAAAUAACAAAGUAUAAAAGACAAUUUGCCAAAUACUUAAAAGGCUGUCUUUUGAUUAAAGCACAACAGAAGCAAAAAAGACCAUUUAAUUCCUUUGGGGUUAACAUGAGACUCCUUGUUUCUUUGGGGUUUGUUCCUGUAACAGAAUCCCUAGACCCAUAUGAUGUUGCCACAGUCCAUGUCUGCUUUGUAGACCAUGUAAUAUGUCUUAAUACACUGUAUGGCAAAUGUUAAAGUUAGCCUUCAAUUUCUUUAUUUUCUAUG